Molecule: messenger RNA, 3355 nt
Organism: Linum trigynum
Lineage: Eukaryota; Viridiplantae; Streptophyta; Magnoliopsida; Malpighiales; Linaceae
Source: the annotation of a GenBank genome assembly
CUAGAGACAACCCGAAUGUCAUUUGAAUUUUGUAGUUUCUUUUGUAAUGUCGGAACUUUUGGUUUAUCUUGGUAAAGUUGUUUCAAAUUUUGGAUGAAUGGAGUAUGCUUUAAAAUUUUAGGUAAUAAAAAAUGCGAGCAAUUACCCCUUCUUUUGUUGUUGAUAGAUUUUAAGGUGUUAAGGUUCGUUUGCUUGUGCCUAAAUAAUUUUGCUUGUGCCAAACGGCCCAAACAGUAUUACAACCUUUGGAAUCAUAGAACCAACGAUCCAAACCAACCCAGGCCCCCAAACGAUGAUCGUUUUGGCGUUUUGGGCUCGAAAAAUGGCUUUGAUUAGCAAAAUUUUCAAAGGGCGAACAUAUUCAGCAGAAGAAGUUUAGAUGAGAACACUACUAUCCUCAUUAGUCAAGCAACCAAAGGAAAAUAUCACACAAUUGACAACGGAGGAAGUACUGGAUCACUUUGCCUCCAUAGCUUCCAAAUAAAGAAACUGGCCUAGAAGACAUGAUCCUAGGGUAGUCAAAUCAGCUCUGAAACUAUGAUGACCACGAGCAAACAUUAAAGAUGCAAACCAUGUUUUAAAGUUGUUCUUUGUCAAAUCUAUCAAUUUCUCAAUAUAUUUUUGGUUAAAUACACUUGUAUAUCCAAAAACACCGUUAAAGAAUGUGAAGGAAUUGGAUAUAAGUGGUAUUUUGGAAAAUUUGGAUAUUAUUGGCACAACCGUGAAAGUUUUGGAUAUACAAGUGUAUUAAACCAAAACUUAAUAAGAAUAUAUUAAAACGUAAUCCUCUCUCUAGCCGACUCUCCCUCUCUUUCUCUACAGGCUUCGGCCGAACCCUUGCCGUUCCCCCUACCAACCCGUUCUCUCAAUUCUCAAUCCCUAGAUUGAUCCCUGAUUGAUCUAACUUAAUUCCCAAUUCCACCGCAAUACUCGCACCCUAGAUUCCGAGGUCUAUCAGAAACCCAAUCGUUAUACUUUGGGGGUUUGAAAAUCAACCUCUAUAUAAGGAGCACUGUGUGAUUACCCCGAUCUAGCGCACCCGAAUGACCAAUUCGUUAGCCACUCGAAACAUAAGUGGCCAUUUUAACUAUUAACCUCCGUCUUGGCGCACCCGAGUCUUUGAAAUGAAAACCAAAACGCAUCGCAGACAGGAUAAGGGGAAGAACAAGAAUCAAAAUCUCUACGAAAAACCAGUCUUGCCUGCUGCCAUCUCCACUACCGGAACUGCAUUUGGCGAUUUCCCGUUCGCGUAUUAUGUCUAUAGCAGUGACCAAUUGCUGCUUCUCUGCCAUCUCCUCUACCGUCAAGUUUCGCUGCUCUGCUUCUUCGAGCCGCCUUCUCGCCACCACCAACUCCUCGGCUGCCUGCGUCGCCUCCAAAGCUUCCAUCCAUAACAGAAAGCGUUCAAAGCGCGGUUCUGCAUCUUCCCCUGCUGACAGAAUCAAUAGUAAGGAUAGGGAGGGCGUUUCUCAAACGAAAUCUGCCGGUAGAGCGAAAGAUGGGAGGUCUUCUCCUUUCCAGGCCGAUUCCAACAGUGGCAAUGCUAAGCCAUUUGGGUCACAAAGAAGAGAUAACAAGAGUUUGCAGUUUGAUUUGAAGGAACAACCGGUCGGAGCUGGGAAUCUUCAGGUUGCAGUUUUCCUAGAUGCGGUAGUCAAGGUUUACUGCACCCACACGGCGCCUGACUAUUCUCUCCCGUGGCAAAAACAAAGGCAAUUUACAAGUACUGGGAGUGCUUUUAUGAUAGGGAAUGGGAGACUUCUAACAAAUGCACACUGUGUGGAAUAUCAAACACAGGUUAAAGUGAAGAGAAGGGGAGAUGACACAAAAUAUGUGGCCAAGGUAUUGGCCAGGGGUGUUGAUUGUGAUAUAGCUUUGCUUGCUGUUGAAAGUGAGCAAUUUUGGGAGGGGGCUGAACCAUUACAGUUGGGUGACUUACCUCAUCUACAGGAAGCAGUAACUGUUGUAGGAUAUCCACUUGGAGGAGACACUAUUUCAGUGACAAAGGGAGUUGUAUCACGGAUAGAGGUUACUCCUUAUGCACAUGGAUCAUCUGAUUUACUUGGUAUUCAAAUUGAUGCAGCCAUAAAUCCUGGUAAUAGUGGUGGUCCAGCAUUCAAUGACCGUGGGGAGUGCAUUGGGGUGGCUUUCCAGGCUUACAGAUCCGAAGAGGCUGAGAAUAUUGGAUAUGUUAUUCCAACAACAGUGGUCUCCCAUUUCUUGAGUGAUUAUGAGAGGAAUCAGAAAUACACUGGCUUUCCUUCGCUUGGUGUAUUACUGCAAAAGCUGGAGAACCCUGCACUGAGAGAGUGUCUGAAAGUGCCAUCUAGUGCGGGCGUCCUGGUUCGGAAAGUUGAACCAACAUCUGAUGCAAAUAAAGUGUUAAAAGAGGGUGACGUGAUUGUGAGCUUUGAUAACGUUCACAUAGGGUGUGAAGGAACUGUGCCGUUCCGGUCAAAUGAGCGCAUUGCAUUCCGCUACCUUAUUAGUCAAAAAUAUGCAGGUGAUGUAGCGGAGCUUGGUAUUAUCAGAAAUGGUCAAUCCAUGAAAGUUCAAGUGGUCCUAAAUCCAAGAGUUCAUUUGGUGCCUUAUCAUGUAGAUGGCGGUCAGCCUUCUUACUUGAUAACUGCUGGUUUGGUGUUUACUCCUCUCUCGGAACCACUAAUAGAUGACGAAUGUGAAGAUCCCAUCGGGUUGAAGCUUUUAACAAAGGCGCGUUACACAUUGGCGAAGUUUAAAGGAGAACAAAUUGUGAUCCUAUCUCAGGUGUUAGCAAAUGAAGUCAACAUUGGAUACGAGGAUAUGGGCAACCAACAGGUGUUGAAAUUCAAUGGUACCAGAAUACGAAACAUUCAUCAUCUAGCCCACCUAAUUGAUUCAUGCACAGGCAAGUACAUGGUGUUCGAGUUCGACGGCAAUUAUUUGGUUGUGUUGGAGAAGGAAGCAGCUCUGAGUUCUUCAUCACAGGUUCUCCAAGAUUAUGGGAUACCAUGUGAAAGAUCUUCAGAUCUGUUAGAGCCGUAUGUGGAGUGCAAUGUUGGAGACGGUCAAUCCAUUGUGGAUGGAGAUUUUGGAGACAGUCCAGUUUCCAAUCUAGAAAUUGGCGUCGAUGGAAUCCUGUGGGCAUGAUGUACUCAUUUUAGGUGUAUCACAGGUUAUUUAUUUAAUUUAUUGAGAUUUAUACAACGUUGUCAAAAACCGGUUUAAGUCAUUGAGCCGGUCAAGCAAGGGGUUGAGGUUUAAUGAUAUGAUUGGAGUUCAACGGUUUGAGCCGUUUUAGAUUUUUUUCUAAAUAUAUAUGCAAAGAAGGUAGUAAGUAAAGAUUUAAUGACUGAAAUGAAGUUUAUUUUGUAUC